AUGAACUUUAAUUUGAAAAUUUUAAAAUAAAAAAAUAAGUUCAUUAAUAAAUUGAUAUCGGUUUAUUAGUACAUUUAUUGCAAUUAUUACAUUAAAAUAUUAUGAAAAAUUUAAUACAAUAUAAAAACUCAUAGAAUAAAAUGACAUGUAGAAAAAAAUUAAUUUAAUAUAGUUACAAAAUAAAAUAUGACAAAUUAAAUAAAAGUUUGAAAUAAAAAAAAAAAAAAAAACUUUAAUUUUUCAUUUGAGGAGAUUCCUACGUUAUAUUAUCAAGAUCAAGACAAGAUCAAGAUACUAACAACACAUAAGGCAAUGAGGAGCUUGAGCGAGAGGUUUCUAUUGGCGGAAGCAACGAUAUUUGCUCUUUUACUUGUCUCACUCCACAUUCAGAAAAUCCACACCGCUGAAAUUGAGUUCAUUUCAGAUUCAAGGUUCUUGACAGAAGCAGACACGUUGGUCUCACCAGCCGGAAUAUUUGAGUUGGGGUUUUUCAAGCCACGAAGCUCUGAGAACAAAUACGUUGGUAUAUGGUACAAGAAAAUCUCUGUUCAAACGGUGGUUUGGGUUGCCAACAGAGACUUCCCAGUCAACGGUUCAUCAUCCGGCACACUGAAAAUCGUCUCUCCCGGAAAUCUCGUCCUCAUGAAGGGCCCCAAUGAUGUAGUCUGGUCAUCCAAUUCAACCUCAUCAGCCAACGCAAUUGUACAACUUGAUGACACCGGAAAUCUAGUUGUCAAAGAAGGAAUCAACGACAAGAUUCUGUGGCAGAGUUUUGAUAAUCCAACUGAUACACUUCUACCUGUCAUGCAGUUUGGGAGAAAUUUCUUGACGGGGAAGAAAUGGAAACUAUCGUCAUGGAAGAGUGAUCAAGACCCAGCUCCAGGUGAGUUCACGUGGAGCACCGACACAAGCGGCUAUCCUCAGAAUCUACUAAAACAAGGCACAUCAGUCAAGUUCCGAGCUGGACCAUGGAAUGGUGUAUGGUUUAGUGCGGGUUCUGGGUUCAACCGGAAUAUCAUUAAACCAGAUAUGAUUAUCAAUGAAACGGAGGUGGUUUACAGAUAUUUUCUUGUUGACAGUUCUGUCGUGUCAAGGGUCACUUUGAAUUCAUUUGGCCAGCUAGAACGUCGGGUGUGGGAAGAUGGUAAGACAUGGCAGCUUACCUUGCAAUUACCAAAAGAUAUCUGUGAUACAUACAACAUCUGUCAGGCUUAUGGAGCAUGCACUGCUUCGACCACACAAAUAUGUGUUUGUUUAGAUGAGAGAAGAUUCGUGCCCAGAAACCAAAACGGAUGGGAGAGAGCAAAUUGGUCGGGUGGUUGUGUGAGGCGAACACCAUUGGAUUGCAAAAACGGAACCGAUGGGUUUAUUAAGUAUUCUAAUUUGAAAUUGCCUGAUACAAAGAGUUCAUGGUUUAACAUGAGCAUGACGACGAAAGAAUGUGAAGCAAAAUGCUUGAAGAAUUGUAGUUGUACGGCCUAUGCAAAUACAGACGUCAGACAGAAAGGAAGUGGCUGCUUACUGUGGUUCAGUGAACUCAAGGACAUGAGAGUCUCCUUUGAGGGCAAUGGUCAGGAUAUCUUUGUAAGAAUGGCUUACUCGGAAUUAGUUGUUACUUCUGCUCAAUCGUUUUCAGAGAAGAAAGGAAGGGCAAACAUCAAAAUCAUCUUACCUGUAGUUUUUCUGGGGGUUCUUCUGAUAGGCCUGAGCUCUACAUGGUUCUGGUAUAAAUGGAGAAAGAGACAUCAUCCACAACCAACGAGAGAAGGGGAAUUCUUACAUGUCGGUGAGAGCAAGAGAGAUGCCAUGGAGCUACCAUUGUUUAACUUUUCUACAAUAGCUAAAGCUACCGCUAAUUUUUCAUUGGAAAAUAAAAUUGGAGAAGGUGGAUUUGGACAAGUUUAUAAGGGUAUGCUAGAAGAAGGAUUGGAGAUUGCAGUUAAGCGUUUAUCUAAAACUUCAAGCCAAGGAAUUGAUGAGUUCAAGAAUGAAGUCAUUUGCAUUUCAAAACUUCAGCACCGAAAUCUUGUUAAACUCCUAGGAUGUAGCAUACAAAGAGACGAAAGGUUGUUGAUAUAUGAAUACAUGCCAAACAGAAGCUUAGACUCGAGUAUAUUUGACAAGACACGAAGCAUGCUACUUGAUUGGAGUAUGCGUUUCAACAUUAUCAAAGGAAUUGCUCGAGGACUUCUUUAUCUACAUCAAGAUUCACGAUUAAGAAUCAUCCAUAGAGAUCUUAAAGCUAGCAAUGUUCUACUUGAUCUGGAUAUGAACCCUAAGAUAUCAGACUUUGGCAUGGCUAGAAGUUUUGAAGGAAACGAGACUCAAGCAAACACCGAGAGAGUUGUUGGCACAUAUGGUUACAUGUCGCCUGAGUAUGCACUAGAUGGUGUUUUCUCAAUAAAAUCAGAUGUAUUUAGCUUUGGUGUUUUAGUGUUGGAGAUUGUGAGUGGGAAGAAAAAUCGAGGAUUCAUUCAUCCAGAGCAUGACAAUAACCUCAUUGGACAUGCUUGGAGAAUGCAUAAUGAAGACAGGUUAAUGGAGCUCAUUGAUACAGCUUUAGGCCAAUCAGUUAAUUCAUCGGAAGCUAUAAGAUCAAUUAUAGUGGGCUUGUUGUGUGUUCAACAAAGCCCAAAAGAUAGGCCAAGCAUGUCAUCGAUUGUUGUAAUGUUGGCCAACGAGGGUGCAUUGCUAAAACCUAAGCAGCCGGCAUUUUUCACAGAAAGGAACUUACUUGGUGGGGAUUUCUCUUCGUCAAGCACUUGCCCAACAAGUUCAACUAACGGUUUAACUGUAACAGAGAUAGUCGCUCGAUAGAUAGAACAUACAUAGCUUCAACAUUAGGUUUUUUCUUUUUUUGGUUCUUAUUAAUACCUUCAAAUAUAUGGACAUCUAUAACUUAUCUACCAUACUGGUUUUGUUGUGA
Molecule: messenger RNA, 2926 nt
Organism: Lactuca sativa (garden lettuce)
Lineage: Eukaryota; Viridiplantae; Streptophyta; Magnoliopsida; Asterales; Asteraceae
Product: G-type lectin S-receptor-like serine/threonine-protein kinase At4g27290
Biological process (GO): protein phosphorylation; recognition of pollen
Cellular component (GO): plasma membrane
Molecular function (GO): protein serine/threonine kinase activity; ATP binding
Source: RefSeq, a predicted model, not a curated record